UGGAUCCACCUGAGAAGAAACAUGGUGAAAAGAUCAGAUUUUGCACAGAAACUGUUGGAUGAUCUCCGUGUGCGGAAGGAACGAAUGUCUGCAUCCCAGAGCUCAAAAAGUUCAAAGCCAAUAACUGCAGAUGCAUAUUCUUAUUCGAAGCAAGCAUAUAGUGGAUCCAGAGAAAUGAAAACGCAUCGAACUGCUGGCUUAAAAAAUGGAAGUACAUGCCAUAAGUCUACGGGAGGCAAUGGCUUAAAAAAUGGAAGUACAUGCCAUAAGUCUACGGGAGGCAAUAGAUCACUAUCCAUCGGAGAAGCUUCAAAUGAGAUUGUUCCUUUUGGGACAGGUAGAAGCUCAAAACAAAUUGGAGAUCUGUCUUUGGCACUAGCUUUUGCCCUUGAGAAUGGAGGAAAACUCAGAAGAAAGGAUUCAUCAGGCAAUAGUUCAGUACUGGAUUUCCUGAAUCAGAUUGGCAGAAGACCAGUGGAUAUGGCCAAGAUGGAAAGAAGCAGCAUUGAUAGGAACAGCAGCUCAGCAACUAGCCGCUUCCCUACUCUUUCUCAUCUCCAUAUCAAAGAAAUAUCUAAGGGGGCACAAAAAUUAAAUCAGAUCCUGAGCGCUUGUUCUAAUGGUCUUAACUUUGAUAGAUAUUCAAUAGAAAUUGGAAGGGAGCUAUUGAAGGGGGCCAUGGAUUUAGAAGAAUCCCUUCGGAUGCUAGUAAACCUGCAAGAAGCUUCAGAGUACAUGAUCAGCCCACAAAGCAAAACUCGGAUCACAUUGCUUGAUGAUGAUGAAGAUGAUGACAACAUUGUCAAAAAAGAUGAGAAUAAGCAACUUGCUAAGCCAAUGUUCUCCUUUGACAAGCCUUCAAAAAAUUCUCAUUACAUCCAGGAAGCUGCUAGGACUGAUCUAAAGCAAAGGCUGAUGGCCUUGAAUUACAAAUCGGAAACUAUGAACUUUGGUCACAAUGAACACAUUUUAAGCAGCUCAAAUUCCACUUCUCAGAGGCGACCAGCUAGCUAUAGCCCCAAUGUGAAAACUUUUGCAGCAUUCUCAGAGCAUAAGAAUCACUCAAGUCCAUCAAAAUUGAAAGCAGAAAAUGGGAGAAUUCCAAAUGUAAUUGCCAAAUUAAUGGGGCUGGAAGAACUUCCAGAAAAUGAUAAUUCAAAAUAUAUCACAGUGAAAAAGUCCAGUUCCAAGGAAAAAACAGAACAGACAGUUGCAAAGAAAACUGCAGAUGGAAGCCUUACACAUGAACGGAAGACGACAGAUGCUGGGAAUUUGGUGUCUCCAAUCAGAAAACAUAAACAGAUACAAACUAACCAAAUUCAAUUGGCUCAGGACACGACACAUAUCUUGCAAGCAGAAAGGAAUCUAGCAAGUCAACAUACUAGCAUUGAAGGGACUAUUCAUGCUGGAAAAUCAGUGCAGAAGGAUGUGGAAGGGAUAAAACCAAUGAGAAGCUCAAACAAGGCUGACAUGAAAAUAGGUAAGCAUCAGAGAAACAUUGACCAAUCAAGCCAAAGCAUAGGAAGUCGAAAGGAUAUUCAGGAGAAAGAGCAACCACAGGAUAAUCCAAAGCUGAGGGAACAGAAAGGCAAUAGAAAAGGUGAAAAUAAGGAUUUAAUCCUAAAGCAUCAGCUACAGCAGAUGACAUAUCAGAGAACAAAUGGAUCUGAAGCUCCGAUCACACUGCAAGGACAAGCAGAAAGCAAUUUGUCCAUCCUUAAAACAAAAAGGAGAGAUAUGCAUAAGCUGCUAUCCGACAAUCAACCCAAUUCUCCCAAUGAUCUUGCAUUCCAACAGACUCAAAUGCUCCAAAAUUUCGAGUUACAAGGUGGAAAGCAUCAUGCAGGAGAAAAUGGGCAGCAGAGUGUUAAAGAGAAGAUACAAGUGAGAAGGCAAAUAGGAAGUGAAUCCAGGAGCUUGCCAAAAAAACAUUCACAUACAAGCCAAGCAACAACUGAUAAUGGAAGCUCCACAGAAUCAACUGGUACAGUGCAAUCCGUGGGAUUUCCAAAUAAGAAGCACCAUGGAGAUCUUGCCCAAGAGAAAAUUUCUUCUAAUUUCAGUGUUAAUGUACAAGAUUCAAUGAAUAAGAACUCAAAUCAAAAUUCCUCUCCAAGAAAUCUGAACACUGAAGUAAUAAAAGAAAAAAAUAGAACCAGCAUUCCACCAGAGAUGGAAGAGAAAUCUGCUCAUCUACCAGCUGUCCAGAAGGUGAAAGUUACAAAAGUGCAAAAAGCUGUGGUUCCUCAAAAGACUGACGAACUAGUGACAAGAAGAAGUGGAAAUCCUCACAAUUUGGCAAGGCCACCAAAACAUCAGACUUCCAUAUUGCAAGAAGCAAAGCAGAAAAGGCAUAACAAAUUUGUUCAAUCCAAGGAAGAAGAGCAAGUAAGAUCCAGCAGGACCAGGGAAGCAGAAACAUGCAUUCUUAAACCCAACAAAUCAGUAUCAAGCACACAACAACCAAACAUGCCGGAAGGACUACAAAGUCAAGCUAAACAACCUUCCAACUUGUGCAGUCCUCCUCCAGCUGAUGAAUGUCAAAGCCUAAAAGGACCAGAAAUCCUAGCUCCAAAUGAAAAAUCAUCAUCGGUGAUAAAAGAUCAAAAAGGUCAUGAACCUGAGUUUGACAUAGACAAAUGCAGAUCUCACAGCACUGUAUCAGAUCCACUUAAUCGAACUCAUGAAGGCAGGAUAGAUGUAACUUACCCCUCACAACUGGAGAAUCAAAAAGUGUCUGAAUUGGAAAUGCUAGAGCCAUUAUCGGAAAGUGAAGAUCACCUCAAGCAGAUCCUGAUAAAAAGUCAAUUAUUUCUUAACACAGCAGAGGCACUUUUCAAACUCAACAUUCCUCUUGACAUUCUCCAAGCCUGUGGUCAUGCUUGUCAUGAUGAAGAGAGCAAGCUCAUAUUAGACUGUGGCUAUGAAGUAAUGAAAAGAAAAGGCAAAAGGCAAGAGCUCAGUGUCCAUCCUUUCAUGAAGACUUCUAUCACUUCUCCGAAGGUAAGAUCCUUGGAUGACUUGAUUAAGCAGUUGCAUAAAGAUUUCCAGAAGUUAAAAUAUAAAACGGAAUGUGUUGUUGAAGACUACCUCCCAAAAAUGCUUGAGAUUGAUGUCUACAACAGGGAUCUAGAUGUGAAUUGUAUGUGGGACUUUGGUUGGCACGAGAUGAUGUUCACAUUUCUGGAAAAAGAUGAUGUUAUAAGGGAUGUGGAGAGGCAUGUGCUCAAUGCACUCCUUGAUGAGGUUACCAGAGAUCUGCUAGUAUUUUCAUUAUAUUGAAGAAUAAUAACUAGUAAUAUAUAUAAAGAAAGUUGGCUUUCCAAUGUAUAUAUAAACAAGAAUUUUGUGUGGCUUAUUUGGCGUUCAUCCAAGGCAACUUGAAUUGUACUUCUUAUUUUUUGCUCAAUUGUAAUGCUUACCAUAGAUUUUCUGCUUGUGUAUAAGUGAAGUUCAAUCAUAUGAUUGUCCAAACUA
Hevea brasiliensis (rubber tree) is the source of this 3477-nucleotide messenger RNA. RefSeq lists its product as uncharacterized. Bases 22 to 3282 code for a protein of 1086 amino acids. The transcript is spliced from 5 exons. Lineage: Eukaryota; Viridiplantae; Streptophyta; Magnoliopsida; Malpighiales; Euphorbiaceae. The record is from RefSeq and is a predicted model, not a curated record.